GGAGGCGGAGGGAGGGAGGAGGAGGAGGCCCCGUCGCGGCCUUUGCCGCCGCCAACGGGGCUGUCCCUGUAGCUCCCGAUGGAGUUUGAGGCCCUGAAACCGCCGCCGAGCUCUGCCCCGGCGAGACGAGGCGCCUCCGUCGCCGAGCCGCGCCGUCGCGGGGCCCCCGGGAGCGGCCCUUAGCGACCCCGCCCGGGCCCCUCAGUACCGGGGAUUGAAUUUAAAGCUUCACAAACAUUAGCUUACAAAACACUACACAGCAAAAUAAUGAUCUGCUAGACUGCUAACCCGAGCAUCAGCUUCCACAAUGCCUGUGCAGGCAGCGCAAUGGACAGAAUUUCUGUCCUGUCCAAUCUGCUAUAAUGAAUUUGAUGAGAAUGUGCACAAACCCAUCAGUUUAGGUUGUUCACACACAGUUUGCAAGACCUGCUUAAAUAAACUUCACCGAAAAGCGUGUCCUUUUGACCAGACUGCCAUAAACACAGACAUUGAUGUGCUCCCUGUCAACUUUGCACUUCUUCAGUUAGUUGGAGCCCAGGUACCAGAUCAUCAAUCAAUAAAGUUAAGUAAUCUAGGUGAGAAUAAACACUAUGAAGUGGCAAAAAAAUGUGUUGAAGAUUUGGCACUCUACUUAAAACCACUAAGUGGAGGCAAAGGCGUAGCUAGCUUGAACCAGAGUGCCCUGAGCCGUCCAAUGCAAAGGAAACUAGUUACACUUGUAAACUGUCAACUGGUGGAGGAAGAAGGUCGUGUCAGAGCCAUGAGAGCGGCCCGUUCACUAGGAGAAAGAACUGUGACAGAACUGAUACUGCAGCACCAAAACCCUCAGCAGCUGUCUGCCAACCUGUGGGCUGCUGUCAGGGCUCGAGGAUGCCAGUUUCUAGGGCCAGCUAUGCAAGAAGAAGCCUUGAAGUUGGUAUUGCUGGCAUUAGAAGAUGGUUCUGCCCUCUCAAGGAAAGUUCUGGUACUUUUUGUUGUGCAAAGACUGGAACCAAGAUUUCCUCAGGCAUCAAAAACAAGUAUUGGUCAUGUUGUACAGCUACUGUACCGAGCUUCUUGUUUUAAGGUUACUAAAAGGGAUGAAGACUCUUCCCUGAUGCAGCUAAAGGAGGAAUUUCGGAGUUAUGAGGCACUACGCAGAGAACAUGAUGCCCAAAUUGUUCAUAUUGCCAUGGAAGCAGGACUUCGUAUUUCACCUGAGCAGUGGUCUUCUCUGCUCUAUGGGGACUUGGCUCAUAAAUCACACAUGCAGUCUAUCAUUGAUAAGCUACAGUCUCCAGAAUCAUUUGCAAAGAGUGUCCAGGAAUUGACAAUUGUUUUGCAACGAACAGGUGAUCCAGCUAAUUUAAAUAGACUGAGGCCUCAUUUAGAGCUUCUUGCAAACAUAGACCCUAACCCAGAUGCUGUUUCACCAACUUGGGAGCAGCUGGAAAAUGCAAUGGUAGCUGUUAAAACAGUGGUUCAUGGUCUUGUGGACUUCAUACAAAAUUAUAGUAGAAAAAGCCACGAGACACCCCAGCCUCAGCCAAACAGCAAGUACAAAACUAGCAUGUGCCGAGAUUUGCGACAACAAGGGGGUUGUCCACGAGGAACAAAUUGUACAUUUGCCCAUUCUCAGGAAGAACUUGAAAAGUACCGAUUAAGGAACAAAAAGAUGAGUGCGACUGUAAGAACGUUUCCUCUUCUGAAUAAAGUUGGUGUAAACAGCACUGUCACAACCACAGCCGGAAAUGUCAUUUCUGUCAUAGGAAGUACUGAAACAACUGGGAAAAUUGUUCCAAGCACAAAUGGAAUUUCAAAUGCAGAAAGCAGUGUUUCCCAGCUAAUCCCACGAAGUGCUGACAGUGGAGUAAGGACUCUGGAGACUGUGAAGAAAGUUGGGAAGGUUGGCACUAAUGGCCAGAACGCUGCUGGGUCCUCUGCAGAGUCUGUGUCCGAAAAUAAAAUUGGUUCUCCACCCAAGACUCCUGUAAGUAAUGCAGCAGCUACCUCUUCUGGGCCCUCUAAUUUUGGAACAGAGCUGAAUUCCGUGCCUCCCAAAUCAAGCCCAUUUCUAACUAGAGUUCCAGUAUAUCCUCAGCAUUCUGAAAGCAUUCAGUAUUUUCAAGAUCCAAGGACUCAGAUACCUUUUGAAGUCCCACAAUACCCACAAACAGGAUACUACCCACCACCUCCAACGGUACCAGCUGGUGUGACUCCCUGUGUUCCUCGAUUUGUGAGGUCCAGUAAUGUUCCAGAGUCCUCCCUCCCACCUGCCUCCAUGCCAUAUGCUGAUCAUUACAGUACAUUUUCCCCUCGAGAUCGAAUGAAUUCUUCUCCUUACCAACCUCCUCCUCCGCAGCAGUAUGGACCAGUUCCCCCAGUACCCUCUGGAAUGUAUGCUCCUGUGUAUGACAGCAGGCGUAUCUGGCGCCCAGCUAUGUACCAACGAGAUGACAUUAUUAGAAGCAAUUCUUUACCUCCAAUGGAUGUUAUGCACUCGUCUGUCUAUCAGACAUCUUUACGGGAAAGAUAUAACUCAUUAGAUGGAUAUUAUUCAGUGGCUUGUCAGCCACCAAAUGAGCCAAGGACAACUGUGCCUUUACCAAGGGAACCUUGUGGUCAUUUGAAGACUAGUUGUGAGGAACAGUUAAGAAGAAAGCCAGAUCAGUGGGCACAGUACCAUACCCAGAAAGCACCUGUCUCUUCAACUCUUCCUGUGGCAGCACAGUCACCAACACCACCUUCUCCUCUGUUCAGUGUAGACUUCCGAACCGAUUUCUCUGAGAGUGUGAGUGGCACAAAAUUUGAGGAAGACCAUCUUUCCCAUUAUUCUCCCUGGUCUUGUGGCACCAUAGGCUCUUGUAUUAAUGCCAUUGAUUCAGAGCCCAAAGACGUAAUUGCUAAUUCAAAUGCUGUGCUAAUGGACCUGGACAGUGGGGAUGUGAAGAGAAGAGUGCAUUUAUUUGAAACUCAGAGAAGGACAAAAGAAGAAGACCCUAUUAUUCCCUUUAGUGAUGGACCCAUUAUCUCAAAGUGGGGUGCAAUUUCCCGAUCCUCUCGAACAGGUUACCAUACAACAGAUCCAGUCCAGGCCACUGCUUCCCAAGGAAGUGCAACUAAGCCCAUCAGUGUAUCAGAUUAUGUCCCUUAUGUCAAUGCUGUCGAUUCAAGGUGGAGUUCAUAUGGCAGUGAAGCCACAUCAUCAGCACACUAUAUUGAAAGGGACAGAUUCAUUGUUACAGAUUUAUCUGGUCAUAGAAAGCAUUCCAGUACUGGAGACCUUUUGAGCAUUGAGCUUCAGCAGGCCAAGAGUAACUCAUUACUUCUUCAGAGGGAGGCUAAUGCUCUGGCCAUGCAGCAGAAGUGGAAUUCCCUGGAUGAAGGCCGUCACCUUACUUUAAAUCUUCUCAGCAAGGAAAUCGAACUGAGAAAUGGAGAGAAUGAUUAUACAGAAGACACAGUAGAUACGAAGCCUGAUAGAGAUAUUGAGUUAGAGCUUUCAGCACUUGAUACUGAUGAACCUGAUGGACAAAGUGAACAAAUUGAAGAAAUCCUAGACAUACAACUUGGUAUCGGUUCUCAAAACGAUCAGUUGCUGAAUGGAACAGCAGUGGAAAAUGGUCAUGCAGUCCAGCAGCACCAAAAGGACUCAGUAAAGCAGAAGAGACAGAGUUUAGGUGAAGACCAUGUGAUUCUGGAGGAGCAAAAAACAAUUCUACCGGUAACAUCUUGCUUUAGCCAGCCACUCCCAGUGUCUAUUAGCAGUGCAAGCUGCCUCCCUAUCACCACAUCUGUCAGUGUUGGCAACCUCAUUCUGAAAACUCACGUUAUGUCUGAAGAUAAAAACGACUUUUUAAAACCUAUUGCAAAUGGGAAGAUGGUUAACAGCUGAAAGGAGGCUCAUCUUUCAAAUUUGUGACCACACCAUGGAAGCAUUUACACUAGCUUUUUAUAUAUAUAAUAUAUAUUAUAUAAUGUAUAUUUUUUUUAAAAAAAAAAAGAUAUUACUGGGGGCAUCCAUUUCCUGUGGACUCUUUGAUACUUCAAGCCCUCUUGCAUUAGCAUUAUGAAAAAAAAAAAGAAAAUUUACUUUACUAGGGUAACGUUCACUUUCCAGAAAUUAUUGGAAUUUGGACAACAUUUAACUUAAGCUUCAAGCAGCUUUUUAUGAGUUUGUAGCAAUCCGGUGCAGUAACUGAGCCAUUUCCUAUUUUAAAUGGCUUCUACAGUAAAUUAACAACUCAGUUAUUAAACUAGCAGGAUCCUACAAUGAUACAUCUAGUGAAAGUAGAGUUAAUUAACUAACUUAUUUCUAUUUUAUGUUUCACUGAAAGAAAUUUCCAUCUCAUUCCAGCUGCUUUAUUUAUCUUUUUCAUUGGACUUUGCAUGGAUUUUUCUUUUUCUUUUUGUGCUUUUUCUUUUUCUUUUUUUUUUCUUUUCUUUUUGAAGAGUGGAGUUAGAUGUUCUUACCAUAGAGUUUUACAGGGUUAUAUAAUAGCUUUCUUUACUGCAUUAUAUGUAGAAGUGUGGUGCAGUGCUUUUAUCUGUAGCAUUUAAUUUUUUUAAUUUUCCAUUUUCAAGAAUAGUUUCUGCUUUGUUAAUAUUUAUACACAGGCUACUUGUUGAAGUAAUUAAUUAAAAAUAUAACCAAGUGCCUAAGUCUUUCAGCUGAUGUACUAGAUAUUAAAUUCUCCUAAGUUAUGCAGAAUCGUUUUUACAAUUUUGAUAAAUUAUGCACUAAUGUAAUGGCAAUUUUUUAAAAUGCAGAUUUAAGCCUGUACAUUAUUGAAUCUGAUGACUUGGCAAAAGAAUCAGGUGCUUUCAGCUUUCUUGAGAAAACCCUGUAUGUAGCGUUUGCACUGACUAACAAGGUGGUAUUGCUGGGUCUUUAAUUUAAAGUAAUUAAUUUGGGUGUUCAUUACAUUAUUUUAGUUAGGUGUUGUUUAUUGUUACUUCAUGUUGGGUUUAAUUUUCUUUGUUUUCUGACUGUUAGGUUGAUAAGACUUUGAACCAUGUAGUAGUAGAACAUUGGCUAACAUUUACCCAUUCUUAAGAACAUGAAUAAUUUUUGCCCUGCCAUAAUGUGACUGAAAUGUUCGCUGGGCGUCUGAAAGUAUGCAGUAUGCUCAACCAGCCAUGCCCCAGAUUCUGUGGGUGGUAUUUUUUGAAGCUUAAAUUUCAGUCAACAUUUGAAAACAAAAGCUGGCAUUCCUUCCUGGUAGUAAUCUUAUAGUUUGUCUUUUUGUUCUUUCUCUGUUUCUUUAAGAUUAGUUUGACUUUUAUUAUUUUUUAAUUAACUUCUGUGAAGUUGUUUACUCUGAAAAUUGUACUGGAAUAUUUUAAGCCAAGCUGAUCUUUCACCAGGUGUACUGUAUGUAAGGGCUUCUCCUGCUAGCAAGAUGCUUAAACAGGAUCAUGUUAUUGGUCGUCUGAGCUAUUUAGUUAUUUUACAAAACCACAGCAUUGUAUCAGAGAAGAUUUUGAUAAAAGUUUUGUGCACAUUUCCAGGGGUGGGAGGGUUGACAUUUCCCUGAAAUUUCUUGAUUGGAAUGAGUAAAUACUGGUGUUUGAUACCUGUCUUAAUGAACAUGCUCAUAAGGUGACUGAUACGUUGUAAAUAAUACCUGAGAAACAAAGGGGUAGUUUUGAUAUUCUGGUGUCAGUAUGGAAGAUCUUACACAUUUAUUUAAUACUUAAGUGUAUGAAGAUGUUUGUUUGUAGCAUAACAGCACAGUAGCCUUGACUUAGUUUCCUUUGGUUAGUACUGUACCUUUUUGCCAUGGCCAGUGCUCCCCAUCCCUACAAAGACAUUUUAUUUAUUUCACUCUGUAGCCUGAAAUGAAGAGGAACAAGAGUUUUAAACCAUGUUACAUUAACUUAUUUCUGACAUUAUAAAUUAGCCUAGGAUAUUACAGGAACAUGAUUGUUAUAAUUUAUAUCAGAACCUUUCUAUAAAUAUGAGCUUAUUACAUUUGAAAUGCUUCCAAUGUACUUCUUUUUUCUGUUUGUAAUUCCAAAAAGGUUAUGUAAAACAGUCUGUCUAUUUCAUGGAUAUUUAAUAGUGAGAUCUUCCAUGUUGAAGGUAAUGUAUUUUUUUUUAAGAUUUUAAAAUUGCUAUUUUGUUACAAAAUAGAGACCUAUUAACAGUUGAGAGCUCCUUAUGUGCCCUCAGGGAAAGAACCCUCCGUGCAACAGAACUACACGAACAUCUUCAGCACUUUCUGAGGGUGAUUAUAUACUACAUAAAUUGAUCUUGUGUAUUUAACCUUAUCUUUUUAAUUUUAAAAUUGAAAUUUUGAACGUGGCUGUGCUCUGCUGGAGGGGUUGGGAUGCUUAGGUGUUUGCCUACUUGUUCAGUAAACCACAUUUCAUCAGUGUAUGUGUACACCUGCCCACCUUAUUGGUGUGUCUCAAACAUUUAUAGCUAAACAAUGCUUGUCUUGCAGCAGAUGAUCCCAUAAAACAGUAACUUCCUAUUCUCAAAUGUUUACUCUUUCUCACUAACAACAGAGGAAUUGUUUCUGUGUUGACAAGAUUCUAUAUUGCAUCUUUUGUGUGGUGACAACCUCCUGUCUGUUUUGGUGAGUUUAAUUUGAAAUAAGGCUAUUGGAUCUCUGCCACUUUAGAAGAAAGAACAGUUCAUCUGACCUUUCUUCAAAAUGGUACCUAUUGAUAUCAUAGAGGAAAAUAGUACAAACAGACUUGGAAUGUGGCUUUUUUUAAAUUAGGGGCAAACAUUACUUUGACCUUUUAUCAAAAUGACGUUAUGAUGAACACAUUUGGGAUCAGAGGCUACAACACAAUAGAAGAGAAAAUCUGGAAUGUUGGUAUCUAAACUGCUUGUGUCGCCUAUGGUCUAAUGAGAAAAAGGCAGUCGGAAGUCUGAAAAGCGGGAAAAUGGUGUGGGUUUCCUUUUUUUUUUUUCCUGCCAGUUUUCUGAGUCCAGUUUCUAUUCUGAGUGGCAUUCAGAUGCUGUGAAUUAUAACAUCAUUAGUCUUGUGUGGGCUCAUUGCAUUUUACGAAUUCUAAGAGUUCUGUGUUUAUUCCUUCAAGUUGGUACCUACACAAAUCAGAGUCUCUUGCCUUUGCUACCAUGACUUACUUCAGUGCCAUGCACCGAGUCAGUGUAUGUGGAGACAGUUGUACAUUGUAAUUUUUCAAGAAAAGGUAGCUCUUUAGGCCAGUGACACUUAUUCUCUGCUUCUUUAGGCCAGUGACACUGAUUCUCUGCUUUCAUAGCUACUUACUCUUAUAGUAAGAGAAUUAAAUGAAACCUCAUGCAAAAACUAAAAUUUCCCAUUUGUAUGGAUCCUAAUCACUUUGACCCAGAUUUCAAAUUGAGGCUAAGUUACAAAGCACAUUCUGAUUUUAUGUACAGAAGAUUACAGAAUGCAGUAAUUUAUUAGGACUUUUGAGUGGGAUCAUUUAACCAUUUGAAAAAUUUGUCUAAAAACUGUCUACCCUAUUUCUGAAAAUUAGAUGUGGUAAAGCCCAUGUUGUCUUUUUUAGCCAGGUAUAGAACUUGUAACAAUCAGAUUCAGUGUGUGAUCUCAGUUGUGAAUCUGAGUAUUUCUUCCCUUGCUUCUUUGAGUCGUUUUCUGAGCAGACUGUCACCAAUAUUGGUAACUAAUCAUUAAAGAGAAAAGUUGCAUUGCAGCUAUGUCUUAGUGUCUUAGAACUGUUCUCAUGAUUUUAUAAUCAAGAGUACUGAUGGGAUCACCUACGGUAACCCCUUCUACAGAAGGGCCCUUCUGCAAGCAGAACACAGAUGAGCAUGCUCAAGGAGCAUCCCCUUUUCUACAGAUUAAGUUUGCUAGUAACUCCUUUACACUAGCUGUUUCUUUGUAUCCCUUUGCUGGCAAGGGAGUACAAGGAGUCAAACCACAGAUCAGAACACCCCACAUUUGAGUGGAGACUUAUUUUUAAUUCUAGGGGAAUUAUGCCCCCAAGUCUGAAACUGGCAAUUAUUUUUUUUCUCUUACAUAAAAAUUUAAUAAAUAUCCCCCAAACCAGUGGAAACCAGACACUGGCUGCACUUAGUACUGCCAAAAGCCAAGGUCAUUUGCACAUAUUCCAUCAACCUGUCAAGAAUUAGGCCUCACUUUAUAACCCAAGGCAUGGAAGUGCAUGCAUUCUCUUAGCUGGGCAAACAAUUAUACUGUAGUUGUGAUACAACACAUGUGGCUUUUAUUUGUACUGCACAUACCCACUGUACAGCCACUUGGGAGUAUCGUGGUUAGCUUGCAGCAACUGCCGUCUGCAUUUAUACUGUUUAUUGCAUAUUCUUUUCCCUGGAAGUGAAAGAGAAAUGUUUUUUCUUGUUGCAUUGAUUACAUUUUAUAAAUUUGCUUAGCUGGAAAGUUUGGGAAAAGAGGCCUGUUUGUCAAUUGUACAACCGAUUGUGAAGCUUAGUGUGAAUAUUUUUACGUCUGUAUUAGACAUUUUCUUUGCAAAUCUAUUGUUCGAUUGAAAUGUAAAUGAAAUUAAAGAUGGUGUACACCCAUCAUGUAAAAAGCAGGCACCAUCUCUAAGAUGGAUUUAAUGCUCAUUUUUAAGGCAUAUACUCAGCUUCUAUUUAAAACUAUAAAAUAAUUCUGUACAAUGAAAUGGGGAAUAUAUAUGGGAAUAUAAAUUCUAUUCCAUUUAUUUCAAUUUGAAUUUCCAAAUUGUAAUGUUUCCCUUUGUGCUAUAGGAAUAGAUUAAGGGGGGAGGCUAGGAUUUGUAAGGCCUGUAUAUGGGGGGCAGAGAUGGAACAAUGAGGGCUGUGAUGAUAGUGAAUAGCAAAGAGUGAAUUCUGUGUGUUUUUGCUGUAGCACUGAAGUGAAGAGAUAUUAGCUUUGGCUGUUCACAAAAUAGAGCAUCAUGAUUUUCAGUGUUUGAGAGAAAAUUGAUGGAAAAAGUUUGCAGUACUUGACAUGUAUUUGCAUGCACAAAAUAAAAUUAUUUGUCCACCUUAAAA
Meriones unguiculatus (Mongolian gerbil) is the source of this 8941-nucleotide messenger RNA. It is a transcript of the gene Rc3h2, whose product is annotated as ring finger and CCCH-type domains 2. Lineage: Eukaryota; Metazoa; Chordata; Mammalia; Rodentia; Muridae. Bases 308 to 3874 code for a protein of 1188 amino acids. Gene Ontology annotation, molecular function: metal ion binding. The record is from RefSeq and is a predicted model, not a curated record. The transcript has 22 exons.